Molecule: messenger RNA, 1603 nt
Organism: Cimex lectularius (bed bug)
Lineage: Eukaryota; Metazoa; Arthropoda; Insecta; Hemiptera; Cimicidae
Product: BTB/POZ domain-containing protein 1-like
Exons: 8
Coding region: 120-1496 (458 amino acids)
Biological process (GO): neurogenesis
Cellular component (GO): P-body; cytosol
Molecular function (GO): protein binding
Source: RefSeq, a predicted model, not a curated record
ACUUAUUUUGAAAAAUUCCCAGAAGUUUAGUUUUUGUUUUUAGGAAUUUGGUACACCGUUUAAUCCAAUUUGUCUGAAUCAAUUUUGUUUCUAAAGCCCAUUUCCUUCAGCACAUUAAAAUGAGUUUUCCAAUACAUCCUUCUGCAAUAUGUACUUCAGAUGAUAGUAUUAGCAUUGGCAGGCAAAAUUACUGUUGGAGAAAAAAUAACAUUUCAUGGGGCAGUAAACUUUCCUUCUUAUUUCACACUGGACUUUUGGCCGAUAUUAAAAUAACAGUUUUCGACAAUAGAUCUACAAAGAGCUUCGAAGCACACCAGUUACUUCUAAUAAUUUCAAGUGAAGUCUUUGAAGAAAUGCUUUUGAAAAGAGAUGAAAAUGGAUUUAUAAGACCGAUUCUAGAACUCAAAAUACCUGAAACAAAUCCAGUCAUUUUUGGUCUAUUUUUGAAGUUUUUAUAUUGUAAGUCACUUGAAACUGAAAACAUGCCCAAAGUCCUUGAGGUGAUACGUUUGGCAAAAAGAUUUCUAAUUUACGACUGUGAAGAAUAUUGUAUAGAGUUCAUAAAAAAAGAAGUGAAUCACACUAACUGUUUUGAUAUUUACUAUUUUGCACAAUCUUAUGAUCUAGAAGUCCUGUUGAAUAUGUGUACAAAGAAAAUACAAACUGAAGUUAAAGACAUCCUUAGUGAAAAGAAUUUCGGUAUGUUGGGAGUUAAUAAUAUCUUGACCAUACUUGAACAAAGAGUACUGGAUGUAAGAGAAACGGAUCUUUUUCUACUUGUAAAGAAAUGGCUAGAGUUCAAAGAAGUUAAAGAAGGCAAGGAAUGGAGAAGAAAUGCACAAAAGGAUGUACUGAAAAACUUUUGCUUCUUAAAUAUGACACCUCAUGAAUUUAUUGAUGGCCCCGGUUCAGCGGGUUUUCUAACUGAAAGAGAAUUCAAUGGGAUUUUGAGUGCAAUUGCAAGAGACCGAUUGUUUCCAUUUCCCGAGGGCUUCAAAACAACUUGUAGAGAAGUUAUUGGAGAGUUAAAUCUCAUGACGGCAUGUUUUAAGGGUAAAACCCCUUUUGAAUACACUAUAUUCACUGUUACUAACUGUGCUGUGUUUUUAACUGUUGAUCAUGAUUUGAAUAUCACUGGAGUUCAGUUUUUCUGUCGAGUUGGGAAAGAUGGUGAGAAAUAUAAAGAAAGUGUUGUGAUGAGAUUGAUGGACUGUGAAAAUAAUGAGAGCUUCUAUUGGAAAAUAAUGGAAGAAGCAAAGUUUAUAGGAUUUGUCGAGAGUUCAAAAAAGUUCAACAUUAAUUUCAAACAGCCAAUGAGCCUUGCACAUGGAAAGAGAUAUUCAUUGACUAUUCAAAUGAACGAUCCAUAUCCUUAUCCCACUGUAGACCUUUUGGAUGUAUCUAUGAAAUCGAAUGGAGUGACAUUUUAUUUCUCCCAGUAUCCAAAAUUAUCAUCGCUUCUACCAAUAUGUACAAUCCAAUUUCAAUUUGUUUAAUUCACUAUUUAUUUUCGGGCUAUGUAUGCAGGCUUAUCAUAGAUUCUGGGAAUUUAAAAAAUGUGAAAUAUAUAAAAGUACAAAACUGAAUGUUUAAUGCUGUUGAU